Messenger RNA from Gymnodraco acuticeps, 2960 nucleotides. It is a transcript of the gene rhoab, whose product is annotated as ras homolog gene family, member Ab. Gene Ontology annotation, biological process: small GTPase-mediated signal transduction; stress fiber assembly; cell migration. NCBI's taxonomy places the organism in Eukaryota, Metazoa, Chordata, Actinopteri, Perciformes, Bathydraconidae. Gene Ontology annotation, molecular function: GTP binding; GTPase activity. Bases 150 to 731 code for a protein of 193 amino acids. The transcript has 5 exons. The record is from RefSeq and is a predicted model, not a curated record. Gene Ontology annotation, cellular component: cleavage furrow; dendritic spine.
ACAAACUACAAACCGUGGCUGCGCGCUCCCGCGAAGUAAUUCCUUGUAUCAGAUUGAGACGAGAGGAAGAGCGACUCGACUGGUCGGCAAAGCAACUCUGCUCCGGGAAACAUUGUAACUCCGACUGCAAGCCACAUACAACUGCAGGGAUGGCAGCAAUCCGCAAGAAGCUGGUGAUAGUGGGGGAUGGAGCUUGUGGAAAGACCUGCCUUCUGAUUGUCUUCAGCAAGGAUCAGUUCCCCGAGGUCUACGUGCCCACCGUGUUCGAGAACUACGUCGCUGACAUCGAGGUGGAUGGCAAACAGGUGGAGCUGGCUCUGUGGGAUACUGCGGGUCAGGAGGACUAUGAUAGGCUGAGACCUCUCUCCUAUCCAGACACUGACGUCAUCCUCAUGUGCUUCUCCAUAGACAGCCCCGACAGCUUGGAAAACAUUCCAGAGAAGUGGACGCCAGAGGUCAAACACUUCUGUCCCAACGUUCCCAUCAUCCUGGUAGGAAACAAGAAAGACCUGCGCAACGACGACCACACACGCCGGGAGCUGGCCAAGAUGAAGCAGGAACCAGUGAAGUCGGAGGAGGGGCGAGACAUGGCCGGCCGCAUCGCAGCUUUCGGCUACAUGGAGUGCUCCGCCAAGACCAAGGACGGCGUGCGGGAGGUGUUCGAGAUGGCCACCAGGGCGGCCCUGCAGGCCCGCCGCGGGAAGAAGAACAAUAAAUGUGUAGUGCUGUAAAAUAGCCGACACAUUUGGACUGUUUUCAACCCCCAGGGGCAACUGUUCCCAGGGGGCUAGGGCUCGAGAGGGGCGGAGGGGGGAUUACUAGACGGGAGAGGGAGGGAGAGACGGGGAGAAAAGAGUGCAGUAAAUGACUACCGCUGUAAAAUGGCUGUUUGUAGGACUGAAUUUGCCCUGGGACUUGGGUUUGGGAAGCUUCGAUGGACAUGGACAGGGGGGGGGAGAUUGGGGGUGGGGGGGCUGACUACCGCUGUAAACCAUUGGGCUCUUCAUCUGUUUGUCUUUUCAACAAGCCACUUACACUGAUAAACACAAUAAGGAGACGGCAGAAACUAGAAAGGUCUAGUUUCUGCCUGGAUGACUUGACAUAUGGAUAGGGGCAAACAGCACAGUAAAUGAGUUCCACUGUAAACAGCCACCAGUGGACUCUUCAUCAGGGGUUUCUACCUGGGAGAAGGGGGCGGGCAGUGUGAAGUUCGACAGGUGCUUUAGUUUCCUGGGGAGGAUAUUUGAACAGCCCCAAAAGUAGAUAAAUCACCAGUAAACAGUGAUCUUCUAUAAGCUUGCAGUUUAAUUGAAUUGAUUGGGUUAUUAUGGGACAGUCAGUCUCAGGUGUCGUGGAGCUACAUGCUCACAUGUCCAGCUCGGUGCCAUUUAGUCACGGCGGUCGCUAAUCCUGUGCUCGCAGUGACAAACCCAUCGAGCCGUACUCUUACUGAGGUGACCUGUCACAGAGCCGCCUCAUAGUGAAUGCUCUGUAUUUCACACAUUAAUGAACAGUUUGAAUUGAGAGAAAUGUGUCCUUAGCAAUGGCCUUAAUGUAAAACUACUUCCUGUGCAUCAUCACUUGAUCUGUAAAUCAAAUUGGCUUUCAUUGCCACCUGUAUUCUAUCUUCACAGUGCAGUGUUUCAGAGGAAACGUUUACUCCAUAUGAUAGGCAUUAAAGUACCCACACGCUGGUGAAUCUACUUCAGGAUUGUCUUCUUAAAUAUCAAAUUGAAGGAGGCAGGUGAUCUGUGUUCCCAUUGGAUGAUGAUCUUCAUAAGCUGACCAGACUCUGCUGCAUCUCAGCUCCCGCCCCUUCCUGUUCCACAGACUGCUGGUGCUCAUCUUCCUCUGGUCAUAGACCGGGACAAAGAACAAGGAGAGAAGAGGACCGUGUUUACACCACUGAUCUCCUUAUCUGGGAUGAACGACUAUUGAUUAUUUCUUUGUGUGCGCAUGUUUGAAGGUCAAAUGUAAAACAACCUAGAACUCUUGGAGGGGAAAUAAAGGUUAUCUACAAUAUACAUUUAUACUGGUCAGCUGUAGCCAUCUUCUUUAACAUGACACACGUGACACAUUAAAAAAAAAAAAAAUCCUGUGCAUGGUAAUUGAGUUGUCAAGUUAGGCAGCCAGAUAGAUGUUUGGGUUAAACGUGCUGAAAAUCUGUAUCACUAACUAGCACAGUGAGCAUUUAUCACCUGCUGUAUGUUGGAUAUUUUUUAUUUGGGGUAUUUCUUAAGGUCUUUCCAUUCUAAGAAUUGUAAGGGUGUGCAGAUAUAUUUGGGAUUCAUCAGCUACCAGCCUUCCUUGACUUGUCUGCGUGUUUAGCUGGCAGAUUCAGACCCUCCUGUUGUUCUUCCUGGCCUACAGGCUGUUCCAGAAACUUGGUCUCGUGUUUUUGUUUUUAUACUUUAUUUCCUGCUUUUAAAAAAAAGAAGAGAAACUCAUGUUGUCUUAUCAGUAUUUAAAAUAGGAGGUAUAAGACUAUGGGACUGCUUCUGUGUCGUAGCUUUAGUUUAUUCUACUUUUUGUGCUUUACCUGAUUUUUUUCUUUCUGAUGAUUUACAAUUGGUUGUAAGAACCCGUCAAUCAUCCCUGCAAAAUGCUGUUGUUAGGCAGUCAGGAGAAAGGCUGGCCUCUCGGCUGCCUGUCUAGAGCAUCGCCGGCUCUUUGUCUGUUCUUUGUUUUGAACACGGCUGAGAAGACAAAAAGGAAAAACAAUGCAAGUCUCCUUAUUAUGUACAAAUCAUUUUUAUUUCUACUUUUAUUGUAUUUUUCUUAAAUCCUGAUUUUUGGGUGCUGAAGCAGUGACGUAAACAAAGGAACAGGAAAACCAAGCUGUAUGCAAAGUCUGUAAAUAUGAAAUGUGGGUUUGUUCAUACUAGACUAUACACACGCACAUGACUGGAAACUAUUUGUAAACUAGCUUUGGUUUGUGUAAUAAAUUACUUUCUAUAACA